Messenger RNA from Lepus europaeus (European hare), 3585 nucleotides. RefSeq names its product ataxin 7 like 3B (gene ATXN7L3B). Gene Ontology annotation, biological process: regulation of gene expression. NCBI's taxonomy places the organism in Eukaryota, Metazoa, Chordata, Mammalia, Lagomorpha, Leporidae. The record is from RefSeq and is a predicted model, not a curated record. The transcript has a single exon. The coding region runs from base 296 to 589 and encodes 97 amino acids.
CCGGCGAGCGGAAGUGGCCCAGGCAGCUCGCUGAGGCUCUGAGGCCGUUCGCCUGUGAGUCGGCGGGUCAGGCGCAUCUCAGGUCCCCCGAAACCCGGCCACGGCCAAACGAAUUGAAGGACUUGGCGUUCCGGAGCCGUCGCCGCUUCCGUGCCUUCUGCCGCCGCGGACGCCGCCGUCCCCGCCGCCGGAGGACACGGCCCUGAGCGGCAGGCCUAGGCGCGGCCUGCGGAGCCCGACGUGUCGCUGCCGUGAGUAAAACGAACGCCCUCUCCGCCGUCGUUUAUACGUUAAAAUGGAGGAAAUUUCGUUGGCCAACCUGGAUACUAACAAGCUGGAGGCCAUCGCUCAGGAGAUCUACGUAGACCUGAUAGAGGAUUCUUGCUUGGGAUUCUGCUUUGAGGUGCACCGGGCGGUCAAGUGUGGCUACUUUUACCUGGAGUUCGCAGACACUGGGAGCGUGAAGGAGUUUGGCAUUCAGCCAGUGGAAGACAAAGGCGCGUGCCGCCUCCCGCUCUGCUCCCUUCCUGGAGAACCUGGGAAUGGGCCCGAUCAGCAGCUGCAGCGCUCACCUCCGGAAUUCCAGUAGUUGCAACAUGAGAGAGGCUGAGAGCGACCAGGACAGUAACAGAGACUGGUCCUGUGGCGUGGAGGAGUAAGCUAAGCAGAAAGAAAAUCAGACGAAAGUCCCAAUUUCCUUUGAAGAUCUCAGCAUUUAAAAACCUAAAGUGGAGAAUUGAGUGAUUCAGAUCUUUUUUUUUUUUUUCUUUUUUAAGUAUGUUACCCUCGACGCCCACUCUGAAAUCCGAGGCAGGAGGAGAGGCGCACCUUGGGCACCAUGCAACGCCUAUUGAUGUCAGACACACAGGAUGUGUACAGGAUCACUGUGCUGCCCCCAGUGCACAGGUGAGCAGGUGUGUGCCCAGUAUAUAGAGCCCUUUGGUUCUUUGGCCUUUCCAUCUGCCUAGGGCUUCGUGGACUGUUUGGACGUUACUGGUGGGUGUGCCAUAGUUGGUGGGCUUCAGUGGGACUGCUGAUCUUUGAGCUUCUGGUUGGGGUUCUUUGAGACAAAUGAAAAGGCACAUAUAAAAGCUGGAUGUUAACAACUUCAACUUGGAAAAAAAAAAAAAGAGAAUUUCCAUUCGAAUCUGACAGGAAAACUGUGACCUUGACUCCAACAAGAAGAAAAAGUCAAAACCACCUGUUUCCCAGAGGUUCAGCGUUUACAGUGAAUUCAGCAGACUUGGGGACAAGGACUAGUUUUGGCUGCGCAGAACCAUCUAUUUCGCUCUCCCACCUGGUUUCCUAGUUUUCACAAAUGGGACAACUUGUCCAGACUGGCUGAGGAUUCCGUUUUGAUUGCCUUGGGAGGUUGCAGGGAUCUCUGCAAAUGUGCUUCAUCUCUCAAACUGCAAGAUUCAUGUCUGGAUGCAUUUUGCCAUGGACAUAGUUUGGUGGGGCAGUCAUUUCCUACUCUGAGUUACUGGUUACAUAGCCAAUCCAUGGGUAUGACUUGGUCAUUUUGACAGGGGCAGGACCGAACUAUAAAUAGGAGCAUCUUGGCUGUACAGGAGGCUUGAAAACUGAGCCCAAAGGAGACCUCUUCCAGCUGACCUCAAUAAUAUGAAUGGGUUAGUGCUAGAGCGGGGCUGUCAUUUCUCAAAUGCCUGUGUGUAGAAUCCUGUUGAAUGUCCCUCUUUUGGUUGAUAAGCUGAUCUGCUAUAGUUAACAGGCAGAUCACCACCUUUUUUACUGCUCAAAAGGCACAGUCCUUUCCACUUGUUCCCCUUUGGGCCUUCUUGACAAUGAGUUCUUUUGUUAUUGGAAGUCAGAGAAGGACCUGUAGAAUCUCCUGACUUGAAGGAAUGGCAGGGUGAGGGAGGAGAUAGGAAAUAAGAACCUCAUAUCAAAACCAGCCUCCCCUUUACUUCCUGAGUGAAGGUUUGUGAAGCAUAGAGAAAUGGGAGCUCUGAGGCGAGCAGGAACGGUGCUGCUUUAUUUGAAAUGUUUUCUUACCUCAUUCUGUGACCCAGUAAGGGGUCCAGCCUCAUCUGUCUGGCUUGGCCCUGUGUUUGCCUAUUCCCUGCUUCACUGCCUGUCUGGUGCAGCUCAUGUCCCCAGGUGCUGCUUGCCAUUCCAACUUCCACCUUGACUGGUUUCAGUUCAUCUCUUUUAAUUCUGCUUAUGAAGCCUGCACACUUUCCUGUAGAGUUGUUGUUUUGUUUUUUGCUGCUUGUUGUUCUGUUUUGGUAAAAGGCUCAAAGAAUCUUUUUUUAUGGCUCCCUGUCUGUGGUUAUGGUGACUUAAAUUUCUGUAUUUAAAAGGUAAUAUGCCUAAGCAUUGUCCUCUGUAGGACCAACGGUGUUGCUAGUGUGCUCCACUUUUGUGUCUUCAUGUGGAGCUGUAUUUUCCCACCUCCACUUGAAUACUGCCUCUUACUCUUCCAGCCUAAUUAGAAGAGUUGUAGAGCCUGAUGGACACACACCGGGUUGGAGUUGGUCCUGAUCCUCUUUCUCUAACCCUUGCUUUGUGUGUAUACUUUUUGUCUCAGAAGGAACUAAUAGUGUGGACUGAUUAGAGUCACAUUUGGGGGUUAAAGAAUCCAUAGAGAUGAGCUUUGAGACUGUCCAUUAUUGCCUUUUUCCCCUAGACUUGUUGUUAGGGUUGGGGCCUAAUUACAGAUUGGGCUCAAAUUCAAGAAUAGUGAUAACUUUAUGAAAAGUCACAUCUUAACAGAAGCUAAAAUGUUCUUAGGUUAUCUUUUUGUAGACAUCUAAGAAUGCAGAGGGAAAGGAGGGUCUAGUUGAGACUACCCUACCGCCAAACAAUGUUUUGGCAGUAGAAUCAAGGUAAGCAAGAAAGGCCUUGGCCUACACUCCCUUCCAAUAAAAAAAUUCUGAUAAUUACUGUUACCAUUUUGGCAUUUUUUCCCCUUCUGAUUAAAGCGGGCAGUGAGAAGUAUCUUUGAUUAAUGGUUUAUUCGCAUUACCUUCUUGUUCUUUUUUGCUUCUCCCAUCAUCCUACCAUUAGGGCAAUAGCCUUCUGUCCUUGCUGGGUAUAAGGUGGUCUUAGUCCAACAGAUUCUCUGAGGGUACAUAACUCCUUUUUAGGGAGAAAAAUGCUCCCAACCAUGAUAGUUCACAGUGGUUAGGAACACUUUUUCCCUUUCUGCAUUUCCUCUAACAGCAAAAUUCCUAUCCUCUCUUUAAGUGUAUUGAUCACCCUAUAAUCCUAUUAUGUAUCUGAAUGGGUGUGUGUGUGUGUGUGUGUAGUGGGGAAAGGGGUUCUUUAAAAUAUCUGUGGUUUGUGGCUUUUUUCUUCCAUACAUUUGUUCCUACCGCCGCAUGCCCAGGGGCCACUGCCUGGCAUAAUCACAUGCUGGGAACAUUGGGGGAGGGUAGUGAAGCUCACCACUGUCCUUUGGUUUUUAGACUUUUUUUUUUUUUUUUUUUUUUUUGCAUAAGUAGUCCAUCCUGUAUAGAUAGAUGACUAACUGUAUUCCCUUUGCCCCUAUGGCUGCUGUUGUAAAUAAAUUGCAUCUCCCCAUUGGUAAAUGGUAAUAAUAAACAAAAUUUUAAAAAAUGA